AUACGUGAAAACAAGCCUUGAGUGGUAUAGUUACGAUAACAUGAGUAUGUAUUAUUGUCGUAAGCAAUAAGUUAUUGACAGAAAUUUGUUAUAACGUUAAAAUGCCUGCAACCGCUUUACAUAAGUUUAUAACGUUCAUAGGACUAAUGUCGAUAUUACAUACAGCUUAUUCAGCUGCCCAGCAUCGUUCAUAUUUACGAAUAACAGAACAAGAAUUCAUUGCCUUACCAAUUGAUAUUUUAAUACAGGGUAUUAUCAGUUUAUUUAUAGUUAUGUAUGGAGUAAUGUAUAUUGCCGGUGAUUUUAAAGAAAUUCGAGCAGUGGUUGAUCUGGAAAAUAAAUCUUGGGAAACAUUAAGAAAUCUCCCAUCAUUCCAAAUAUUCAGUCAUCGUGGAAAAUCUUUAGCGUCCUAGUACACAUAGUGAAUUUCAUUUUAUUAUCCAUUUUUAAGAGGAACAUAAUAUUAAUGUAAUUGUUUACCAAAUAAUACACUCUGGAUUAAUGUAUAAAAUUGUAUAAUAUAAUUUAAGCAUUAUUUAUUACUUGAUCUUAAGUUUAUCAUAUGUGUAUAAUAAAUACAAAAAGACAUAAUUCUCUACAAUAAUAUGGUAUGAAUUUUAAGUUAUAUAUUUAAAAACCGUGUGAAUUUACAUAUAGUGCUCGCGUAACAGUAAAGUACAAAUAAAAUGAAUGUUAAAAU
Frieseomelitta varia is the source of this 700-nucleotide messenger RNA. It is a transcript of the gene EMC5, whose product is annotated as ER membrane protein complex subunit 5. Gene Ontology annotation, cellular component: early endosome; EMC complex; Golgi apparatus. The coding region runs from base 102 to 413 and encodes 103 amino acids. Lineage: Eukaryota; Metazoa; Arthropoda; Insecta; Hymenoptera; Apidae. The transcript is spliced from 3 exons. The record is from RefSeq and is a predicted model, not a curated record.